UGCCCCAUCAUUGGUGUCAGUGGGAGGAAUAGUGCCCCAUCAUUGGUGUCAGUGGGAGGAAUUGUGCCCCAUCAUUGGUGUCAGAGCGACGAAUUGUGCCCCAUCAUUGGUGUCAGUGGGAGGAAUAGCGCCCCAUCAUUGGUGUCAGUGGGAAUAACAGCGCCCCAUCAUUGGUGUCAGUGGGAGGAAUCGUGCCCCAUCAUUGGUAUCAGUGGCAGGAAUAGUGGCCCAUCAUUGGUAUCAGUGGGAGGAAUAGUGGCCCAUCAUUGGUAUCAGUGGGAGGAAUAGUGCCCCAUCAUUGGUGUCAGUGGGAGGAAUAGCGCCCCAUCAUUGGUGUCAGUGGGAGGAAUAGCGCCCCAUCAUUGUGAUCAGUGGGAGGAAUAGUGGCCCAUCAUUGGUAUCAGUGGGAGGAAUAGUGCCCCAUCAUUGGUAUCAGUGGGAGGAAUAGUGGCCCAUCAUUGGUAUCAGUGGGAGGAAUAGUGCCCAUCAUUGGUAUCAGUGGGGAGGAAUAGUCCCCCCAUCAUUGGUAUCAGUGGGAGGAAUAG
This is a messenger RNA of Staurois parvus, 545 nucleotides long. The record is from the annotation of a GenBank genome assembly. NCBI's taxonomy places the organism in Eukaryota, Metazoa, Chordata, Amphibia, Anura, Ranidae.